AUGUCUGGUUUUGACCGUCAUGACGCGUCGCUUGCGCCACGUGGACAGCGCUACAGCACACACAACUCUCACCAAGAUCAUCCUCCUACUUCUACGCUAGUGCUACGUGGUCUUCCACGCACUGUCACUGAUAAAAUGAUUCUCCGUGCUCUACAAUCUUUUCAGCCAUUACAAGCUCGAAUCAUUUACGAUAAGACCACUGGAGAACCUCGUGGACUUGCUUUUGUGGACUUUGAUAGUGUGGAAAAAGCAAUGGAAGCCAUGCGCACAUUUGAGUUGAGACCUCUGACAUUACAGAAUCGCCACGUGAACAUCAAUUAUACGGACGGAUUUCGUCGAGAUGUUACCUCUUGUCGACCGAGAGACGCAACUGGAGGGUUUCGACAUGAAAAUCACUAUCAAGGACAGUCCAGGCAAACACGACCAGACUGGAUUUGUGAUGAGUGCAAUGUGAUAAAUUUCGCUCGUCGAACAAGCUGUUUCCAGUGCAACGUACCAAAGACAAGUCAAAUGAAAGAGAUUCCAGCAACGGCAGCAUAUCGCGCUGAUCAUAAGCGUAGCCACGACGACUCUCAGUGUGGCGGAGAGACGGGAAACGGCGGUUCAUCUUUGACUGCACCGUCAUCUUAUGGUGCUCUGUCAAGAGAUGGCGAGAAAGCAUUUCGAAGAUGUGGCCCGGGUCUAGACUCUGCCUGGAGCGUUCCUCCAUCACAUGUACUAGUGGUGCGCAUGCUCCCACCCGAUAUUGAGGAAGGCGAGCUUCACGUGGCAUUUGCUGAGUGUGAUGGUGUACAGGAUAUUCGUUUGAUCCGAGAUCGCGCAACCAAUCUGUCACGAGGGUUCGCCUUUGUCGAGUUCCGCGACAUCGAAACAGCGACGAAUGCUUUAAACCGAUCUCAAGGCUUAACUGUACAAAACACUCGCGUGGAUCUGUCGUACGCGCGCGAUACUCUCUCAACGAGAUCACACCAUUCGGUGGAUUCGCUUGAAGGAUCGCGCACUAGUAGUUCGAUGGCAGUGACAGCAUUGGAGCAAGCACAGUGGUUGCUUUCUCAACGACGCGAGGCUGACACGGCGGCGCAAAAUGAUCAGCAGAACAGCGUUGCAGCAGAUGUAAGCGCUUUUUUGGAUAGUGCUGCGGCUCAAGUUGCUCCGCUCGUUCAAGAACCGAAGAAAAUGUGGCCUGCACCAUUCGAGACAGCAGGCGGCAGCUAUGUGUAUGUCAGCGAGAAAGGCCUAUACUGGGAUCCAGACAGCAUGUUCUACUAUGAUGCGCCCACCAAGGUUUACCAAAACUCGUUUACAGGCACGUAUUACCGGUGUGUGAACCCUACAAGUAGCGGAGCGGCAGCAUUUCAGGUUUUUGUGCCGCCACUGCCUGUUGAUGAUGAAGCAUAUGAAAUUUCUACCGCUCCAAAAGUUGAUGUAGCGAUCAAGCCAGCAUUGAGCCUAUCAUUGAAGAAGGACAAGAAGAAGGCUUUGGGCAUUUCGCUUGGUGUUAAAACUACUGCUUUUGCGUCGGCUUCGUCGGUUUUUAUGAAAACUAGCCCGGUCGGAAACGGUGCCACUGCGCCUUCAGUCAAUGCUGUCAAUAUGGCUAGCAUCGGGAUGAAGCGCAAGAGUGCAGAUGAUAUCGCGAAGUGGUCGCAACGACAGCGUGAAGCAAAUGAACCGAAGAGUGAAGAGCUUAGUACAGCACCUGUUCAACAGCAACUCUUACACAGUACAGCGCUAGGUGUAUCGGCCGUCAGCCGAGGCGAGGCUGCAAAGUCUAGUGCUACCUCGCAGCAAAAGGCGACGACAACUGUUUCGUCGAAUGCUGUGGAUCCUGUUAUUGAGGCAUUGACUACUGUUCCUCUAGAAGCACCCAUUUGUCUGCUCUGCCGGCGAAAGUUCGGAUCUCUAGACAUUCUUCGCAAGCACGAAACAUUGUCAAAGUUGCACCUGGCCAACUUAGCGAAGGCUAAAGAGAACAAGCAACACAUUGCUGCGCAGUAUCGUGAACAUGAAAAGGAGCUGGAGCGAGAUGCCAAAAAGCAGCGGCAAGAUGAUUAUGCGCCAUCAACUCAACCGUUUCGAAACAAUCAAUGGAGCGCUCCUACGUCGUCGAAACCCGAUCCUGCACCUACAGCUAGCUCUCUUGAGUCCGGUAUUGGUGGUAAAAUGCUCAGGAUGAUGGGAUGGAAGAGCGGCGAGGGUCUUGGCAAACACGGUACGGGCAUCACGGCCCCGAUUAAAGCAGCUAGUGGUCGGAGCGACUUGGCAGGUCUCGGUUGUAAAGCACCACUUUCGACCUCCGUAGACUUCUCGGAUGCUACCUGUGAUAAAGAACGCCGACAAAAACUAGUUCGUGCGCGGUACGAUGCCGACAGUGCGUAG
Peronospora farinosa is the source of this 2379-nucleotide messenger RNA. The record is from the annotation of a GenBank genome assembly. NCBI's taxonomy places the organism in Eukaryota, Oomycota, Peronosporomycetes, Peronosporales, Peronosporaceae.